Microbotryum saponariae is the source of this 1917-nucleotide messenger RNA. The record is from the annotation of a GenBank genome assembly. NCBI's taxonomy places the organism in Eukaryota, Fungi, Basidiomycota, Microbotryomycetes, Microbotryales, Microbotryaceae.
AUGGGGUGCAGUUCUUCCACUCCAGCGACGAUGGGGGACGUGCCCAAGGAGUCCAAGGACCGCUCUUACGCGAUCGACAAGCAGCUCGACGACGAUGCUAAACGGCUGAGGCGGGAGUGCAAGAUCCUGUUGUUGGGUCAGUUUGGUCGUCUGUGCGCCACCCCUCGUUUCGAACCCUAUUCCCGCACUCGCACACCGUACAUUGCACGCCAUUCAUUCCACUGCAUUGUUGAGUGGGGUGUUGUGGUGUGCGGCACGAGCGAUCGACCCCCGGGAUUACCCCUCCCCUCCUCCCUCCCUCCCUCCUCCCCACUCGCUCUCGCCCUCGCUCUCCAGGUUCGGACAUCCCGCUGAUUCACCCGUCGCCUCCAUGUUGUCCCUCCCCUCAAAUAGGAUCCGGUGAAUCAGGGAAAUCGACCAUCGUCAAACAGAUGAAGAUCAUCCAUCAGAACGGGUACUCGAGGGACGAGAUGCUGUUGUUCCGGAUGACUGUCUACAAGAGUCAGUCUCACCUCCCCUCAUUCUCGGCCUGUCUCCUGCGCCCGUUAGCUCGGUGGUGGGGAGGCGGCCCUGCGCGAAGCGCGAUGGUGUCCGCAGUUGGCUCUGCCCCCAUACCUCAUGUUGGAGGGAGGAACUAAAAUGGACAGGCUUGAUUAGAGGCAAGUGAAGCUGACCUCCCUGUCCCACCCCGCCCCUUGCUUGACGACAGACGUGAUUGAUUCGGCCCAGACGCUCGUACUUGCCUUACGGCGGUUCAAGUUGGAACCCACAGAACCAGAGAACAGGGUCAGUCGACGGGGUGCGAUCGGAAUGUGAUAUCGGAAUGUGAAAUUAGAAUGGUAUUGCUCAUCACUACUACUGUUCGCACUGGCAGGAAUACGCCGAAUUGAUCUCCGAGUUCCGACUCGAGGGCGACUCGUUCUCGGCCUCGCCCGGACUGAGCCUCGCCCAGCCUGGAGCCGCACCGGGGGGAGGGUUGGAUCCCGAGAUUGUGCAUGCGAUCGAUAGCCUGUGGCACGACCCCAUCAUCCCGAGCGUGUUGGAUCGUUCGAGCGAGUUCUACCUCAUGGAUUCGGCGCCUUAGUGAGUGACGCUGCGGCUAAUGGCACGGCUUUUGGAUCGUUCACUUAUCUCAAAGCCAUACGUGUGAACAGCUUCUUUGACGAGAUCAAGCGGAUAGGCACGGUCGGCUACAUCCCCAACGAGUCCGACGUGCUGCACGCGCGAACAAAAACGACCGGUAUCAGCGAGACCAAGUUCAAGUCUGGUCAACUCUCGAUCCACAUGUUCGACGUCGGUGGGCAGCGGUCCGAGCGCAAAAAGUGGAUUCAUUGCUUCGAAGCUGUCACGUCGAUCAUCUUCUGUGUCGCGCUGAGCGAGUAUGACCAGGUGCUUUUGGAGGAGAAUGGGCAGAACAGGUUGAAUGAGAGUUUAGUCUUAUUCGAGAGCGUGAUCAACUCGAGGUGGUUCUUGAGGACGAGUAUCAUCUUGUUCCUCAACAAGGUCAGUCGGGUGCCUAGGGGUGAGGAAUACGUCUUAGCAUUGACUCAUGUCUUGCCUUGGCGCGUUGCCUUUGACAGAUUGAUCUUUUCAAGGCCAAGGUGCCCAAGAUCCCGCUCGAAAAGUACUUCCCCGAGUACACGGGCGGAGCCGACGUCAACAAGGGAGCCAAGUACAUCCUAUGGCGUUUCACGCAACUCAACCGAGCACGCUUGUCGAUCUACCCGCAUUUGACCCAAGCGACCGAUACCUCGAACGUGAGUGCGCUUUGGUCGUCGAGUAUGAUGAGGCUUGGCCCGAUGAGAGAGAUGAAUGCUGAACUACCGUCUUCCGAGAACCGCUCAGAUCCGGCUGGUAUUCGCUGCUGUCAAGGAGACGAUUCUUCAAAAUGCGCUUCGAGACUCUGGGAUCUUGUAA